This is a messenger RNA of Spodoptera exigua (beet armyworm), 1464 nucleotides long. The record is from the annotation of a GenBank genome assembly. Lineage: Eukaryota; Metazoa; Arthropoda; Insecta; Lepidoptera; Noctuidae.
AUGUUCAGCCGGGGUUGCGGGGUAAGCACAAUGACGCACCGCGACCUCGGCCCAGAGCAGGAGAAGGAACAGGGGGCACCGAAAGCACCUACUCAAGAGAGGAGCAGACUUUUUAAGGAUCUAACAACAUCACAAGCAGAGGAAGAUGCGUACGAUUAUGUCAAACAAAGAAAAAAUAUUAAAUCCACCAGUUUAAUUGGUUCCAUUGCACAUAUUGUAAAAGGAGCUUUAGGAGGAGGAAUCCUCAGUUGUCAUGUUGGCUACAUGAAGGGUGGAAUAAUGGUAGCUAUUCCCCUUAACUUCCUGUUCGGCUUUUAUAUGGGGUACUGUCUUCACCUACUCGUUCAAUCUACAAUAAUUAUUUACAAACGGACCAGGAUACCGGUUAUGUCAUAUGCUGAUGUAGGAGAAGCUUCCUUGAUGAUGUGCACGAAUCCAAGCUUGUCCAGGUUUUCAAGAGUGUUUAGGUACAUGAUCGACGUCAUUAUAAUGAUAGAUCUCUUUGGUUCUUGCUGUUGCUAUCAAAUUAUUAUAGCAAAGUCUGUGAAGCAGCUAGUUGAAAAUACUCCAGAAGCUAAAUUUGAAGGAGAGUAUCCCGGUUACCCGAGUCUUCGGGUUUAUCUAGCUAUAAUGAUACCUUUCGUCAUACUCAUUUGUUUGAUAAGACAUCUGAAGUAUUUGGCGCCAUUCUCAAUAGUUGCCAACGUUCUGGUCGCGUUUUGCAUUGUAAUGGUGGUGUAUUACGCAUUUCUGUAUAACCCAACGCUACAAGGAAUGGAAGCCACGACAACGAUUUAUGGAAUGUUGGAAUUCGUGGGAAUUGCAGUAUUCAGUAUGUCAUGCUCUGGCGUGGUAAUCCCAAUAGAAAACAAUAUGGCGGAACCGAAAAAGUUUCCUUAUGCACUCACUGUUGGUAUGGCUUUAAUUAUGGUGUGCACAAUGUGUCAAGGGAUAUUCGGGUAUGCUGCGUUUUUGGAAAAAUCUGUGUCACCUGUUACGAUAAAUAUGCCGUUGACAAUAGUGCCGAAGAUACUGAAGGGGGGCAUUGCGGCGAUGAUUUACGUGACCCAUGCUUUGAACUUUUGGGUGCCAUUCGAUCUGGCGUUCUACUAUCUAAAGAAGCGUCAUCCUCCAGAAAAAGCCGUUUUUUGGGAACUUGUAUACCGUGCACUGUUUGUGACUAUCAUUGGAUGUAUUGCGAUUGUAUUCCCGGACAUAAAUGCUCUGAUGGGUUUCCUGGGAGUGUUCUGUAUUACCAACAUGGCGUUCAUCUGGCCUAAUGUUGUCACUUUACUGGUAAUCUGGGAAAGGCCAGGACUUGGUCAUAUGAGAUGGAAGCUAUGGAGAGGGGUUUUUCUUUUAGUAAUUGGGUUAUUCAUAUUUUUCUGUGGAAGUCUGGUAGCUAUAAUGGAACUGGGUAGCGUAUUUUAUAGGAUCAAUAUAGCUAACGAGGCAGACUAAUUG